AUGAGACUACUAGGGCUGGUAUGGUUGGUAUUGUGUACGCCGCUUAGUACAUUGGCUCAUAACUUACGAUAUGGUAUACCCGAAUCAGUUCAGAUCUGGUCUAUUUUAGUCCACUUACUGGACGAUCUUGAUGGUCAAUUACUAGCAGAAUUAUAUCCUUUGGUCAUUGGGUUAGAUGACGAGAUUGACAAUGAAGAGGAUCUUGUGUCGGUAACUGCUAAGGCGUUAAAGGAACGAUACGGUAAAGAGGAUGUAGCUGAUCUGCUGGAAUUGUAUGUCAGUCUUUAUCCGAUGGGUAUAAUGCAGUACAGUACCAAUUUUAACGCUAAACAAGAAAAUAUAGAUGGAAGCUAUUUUGUUUUAAAUGGCAAUAGGUACAAAAAUCCAGACGAUGUAUUCUACUUGAAAUCUAAGGAUUUGAUAAGCCAGCAGAAAAUCCCAGAUAUUAAUGUUAUACAACCUUAUGAUGUUGUUAUUGGCGCUAAUCCAGAAGCGCCGAUAAUAAUCUUUUAUGGCUGCCCCACGGAUCAUAACUUAAAUUUUGAAGAAUUUAAUAGGAAUUUGUUCAUGGAAGCUAUGAAUGAGGAGGGAAAAAUUAGGUUUAUUUGGAGGGCAACAUGUUCUCUUGAGGGAGAAAACGUGGAUUAUCCAUUAGAUUUCCCACUUGAGAUUACUUUACAAGAUGGCUCUAACACGAGCUCCAUACCUCAAUUGGAGAAAAUCUUAUCUACUGUACCUGAUGAAAUAUCAGUUGAAAUUAAGCAUGAUGAUCAGCUUCAUGAUCUAAAAUUAGAAGAUUUACGUGGACUUGACUUAAAAGUAACGUCACUGAUCUCUAAAUUUUACCAAGAUAAUAAGGAUAUUAUAACAACGUUAAAUUUUGCUAAAAAUAUCGUUAAUAGUUUUCCUUUAAUUUCUAAACAGCUAACCAAGAUAUCUUCUGUCAACAAAGACAUAAUAACCAGUAAUGAAAAACUCAACAGUAAAGGUUUUGAUUACAACAUGUUAGGUCUUUAUAUUAACGGACAAAAUUGGAAAAUUACCUCAUUAGACGUGUACAAUCUGCUUAAUGCUUUAAAGAUUGAGCAUCAGAGUUUGCUAAAAAUUGCAAAUCUUUUAAAAAGUCUUGAUCCUUCAAAGAGCGAAGUGGAUGCCAAAGUUUUACUGAAUAAGUUUUCUCAAUUUUCAUUGGGGAAGUUGCAAAACUUACAGCCAAUAAAAAUGGAUCUUCAUACCAUUCCAGGAUUUUCUGAAUCAGUAGUGUAUUUUAACGAUAUCGAAAAUGAUCCGCAAUAUGGUGAGUUAAAAAAUAAUGUUCAAGCAUUUUUCGAUAAAUCAAAAUUCGGCGAGCUGCCUGAGAUAAGGCAAAACUGGUCGGAGAUAAUAUUUGCUAUAGAUUUUGCCCACUUAGAAGAUAGUGAAGUCAAGGAGGCAUUAAGUGGAUUGGUCCGUGCGGUUAACGUUGUCUCUCAGGGCUAUCCACAAAGAGUCGGGCUUUUACCAUUCAGUUCUGACAGCGAUAAAUCCGUUGUUAAUAAAAUUUAUGAACUCAAAAAUUCUCCUAACGGUUUGACGGAGUUGAAAACGUUUUUGGAAACAAUGUUGCUAUCUGACGGUCUCACUUCUAAUAAGAAAGCAUCAAAGUCUACAUCAGUUCCAGAUACUCCUCAUCUACUUGAUGAGCUUCAAAUUGGUGAGACGUCAAUCAUUAUAAAUGGUGAGAUUUAUCCAUUCAAAAAAAAUACUUGGAACUACUUAAUCGCCAAAGUUAUAAAGAAGGACACUGACUUUAUUCGUAAGGAAUUGAGCAUUUCCUCUUCGAAAAACAAGCAAAUUAGUGUGAGAGACUUAUUACAUUAUAAAUCUGCAAGCCUGAGACAUGAUAAAUAUACACCAAAUUAUUUUGCUGACUCACUUUAUUCUUCUACCAACAAUACAGCAUUGAAAAAUAUAUGUUCAGACAGAAUAACCUCUUACACUAAGGAUGAAAAAUAUAAUCUAUUACAUACUAUCACAUUAGUGGAUGAUUUUAGUUCCAUUCAUGCUUUGGAGAGAUUGAUGAAUUUGUUAGAUUCCUCAUUUGUUGGUGUUAGAGUUAGGAUCAUUCAUAUAGGAAACUUUUCAGACAUUUGGUUUCAAUUGCGUGACAGCCUUUCCCAAAAUGAUCCAAUAGGCUCAAUAAAAACACUUGUUUAUGAAUUGAGAUUUAAUAAGAGAAAAAGUAAGAUAUACAACAGGAGUGUCCUAAAGCAGUUAAACCUCUAUGAAUGGCUUCCUGAUGUUCCAUUAUUCGAACUGGAGAAGGGUCCAUUUUUUGUUCUAAACGGUAGAUUUAUUCAUCUUGAUGAAAAUGAAGUUCCAGAAACAAAGCAUUUCGAAGCAAUUAUAAAGAGAGAAGCUACGAGAACUAUUGAUUCAGUUUUUGCGUUGGACUUACUUUUCCCUGGUUUUUCUGAAGAAAGAAUUGAUCCAGAUUUAAUAGAAAUGAUCUCCUCAACUUUAACUAAACUGUUUUACCAAGGUACACGUAUAUAUGGUAAUGGUAUUGAUUAUACUACUGAAGGAAGUUUACCUAGAAUGGAUUUGAGCCACUUCUUUGAGCCAAAUAAUUUGACAAUGUUUGAAGAUGGAAAAUCAACUUCUAUAGAUUUACUGUUAAUCUUAGACCCGCUUGAAGAAAGAUCACAACUGAUUCUUUCACUUGUUGAGCAGUUUAAAUCUUUGAAAUUUGUUAAUAUCCAGGUAAUUUUAAUGCCGACUCUAGAAUUAAACGUUGUUCCUAUUAGAAGAAUAUAUGUUGAUGAUGCAGAUAUUGUCAAGUCAGUGGCUUCCGAAAAUAACAAGUUCAAUUUGAGGGUGGAUAUCGAAAUGAAUGCCCCAACCUCUUUCGUUAUAGGUAAUAAUUAUUAUUUGAAAAAAUUGCUCAUAGAAGUACAUGCUUUCUCUAACAAAACAGUCCUUUCAGCCGGCAAUAUUGAUGGUAUAGGAGGGGUAUGUCUAGCACUUGUCGAUCACGAUGGAAACGUUAUUGACAAGACCAUAACGAUGAAAACUUUUGGUUACGGACAAUUUCAUACCGACAGGUUCUUAAAGGGUGGUAAUAUAAGAAGUUGUGAUUCAAGGUAUUCUGUUCAGUCUUUUUCUAUUGACGGGCAUCCAGACUUUACUCCAUCAGAAUCGUUGGACAUACUGUCCUAUUGCCCACAGAAAAUUGCUGUUCAAAUUGCAGAAGAACCUUCACAUCAAGAAGAAUACAAGGAAGAUGGUGACGAUGAGACAACUAUCAAUAUAUUCACUGUUCUAGAGGCCGGACAAGAAGAGGAAGAGAAAUAUAAGCUAAUGAUUUUGUCCAUUUUAUCUAAAUGUUCUAAGACUCAAAAAGUAAAUUUUUUCGUCCUCAAUCAGCCAUUUAUUUCCAAGUCUUUAAAAAAGUCAUGCGAAUACAUAAGUUCCUCAGAGGAAAUGAGAGGCAAUAUCAUUUUCCUGGAUUAUGAGUGGCCGCUAUGGUUGAGACCGCAAAGAUUUUCUUCAAGAAGAAUAGACGUCUCCAAAUUUUUAUUCUUAGAUGUCAUUAUACCUCAGAAUAUCUCCAAAAUAAUCUAUAUGACACCAACUGAAACGCCUUUUGAUCCCUUUGAUAUGUUUCAAUUUCAAGACCUCAAGCGUGCUCCUUUAGGACUUUUUCGGAUGAGUGGUGAUGGUUAUUGGAAAGAGGGGUAUUGGGAGAAAAUGCUAAGAGAGAAUGAUUUAGAAUUUUACUCUUCUGAACCGGGCUUUCUUGUAAACUUAGAGAGGUUUCGUGAAUUAGAGGCCGGUGAUAAAUACAGAAUUCACUAUCAACGUAUAUCUACAGAUGCUAGAUCUCUUGUCAAUAUUGGCCAAGAUUUGGUUAAUAACCUACAAAUUGAGGUUCCAAUUAGAUUUCUCAAGGGAUCUUAUAAGAAAAAAUUGAUCGCUGAUGAUGCAAUUGUUGCUGAAUGGAAAGAAGAAGUUAAUGCGUAUGUAUCCUCUCUUGGCGGUGAAGAAGUUUCUCAACAAAGCGAGAGUAGUGAUCAAAAUAACGACAAAGCCAUUCCUUUGCACGAUGAACUAUAA
Saccharomyces mikatae IFO 1815 is the source of this 4095-nucleotide messenger RNA. It is a transcript of the gene KRE5, whose product is annotated as Kre5p. Lineage: Eukaryota; Fungi; Ascomycota; Saccharomycetes; Saccharomycetales; Saccharomycetaceae. The record is from RefSeq and is a predicted model, not a curated record. Bases 1 to 4095 code for a protein of 1364 amino acids. Gene Ontology annotation, molecular function: UDP-glucose:glycoprotein glucosyltransferase activity. Gene Ontology annotation, cellular component: endoplasmic reticulum. The transcript has a single exon.